Messenger RNA from Papaver somniferum (opium poppy), 1325 nucleotides. Its product is annotated as peroxidase 47-like. The record is from RefSeq and is a predicted model, not a curated record. Gene Ontology annotation, biological process: response to oxidative stress; hydrogen peroxide catabolic process. Gene Ontology annotation, molecular function: heme binding; peroxidase activity. The transcript has 4 exons. NCBI's taxonomy places the organism in Eukaryota, Viridiplantae, Streptophyta, Magnoliopsida, Ranunculales, Papaveraceae. The coding region runs from base 90 to 1037 and encodes 315 amino acids.
AUGGACCUCAUAUAUAAAUGUAUGUGCUAAUACAAGUUCUUCACUAAUUCUCUUAUUCUCCCAUUCUUUGGUAUAUCAAACUAAUAAGAAUGAUGAUUUCAAUCUUAGUUUUUUGUUUGUUUGUCUCAAGAUUUAGUGGAAUUUAUGGGUUAAGCAUGAAUUAUUAUGGAAUGCGGUGCCCAAUGGUGGAAAUGUUGGUGAGGAAUACAGUCAAUAGAGCUUUAGAUUCGGAUCCAUCUCUGGCAGCUGGUCUUCUCAGAAUGCAUUUCCAUGACUGCUUUGUAGAGGGUUGUGAUGGAUCGGUUCUGCUUGAUUCAACAAAAGAUAACACAGGUGAAAAAGACUCUCCUGCGAAUUUGAGCCUACGUGGUUAUGAAAUCAUUGACGCUGCCAAGGAUCUAAUCGAAGACCAGUGCCCAGGAAUUGUUUCAUGUGCUGAUAUUGUUGCAAUGGCUGCUCGAGAUGCAGUCCUCUGGGCUGGGGGUCCUUUGUAUGACAUACCAAAAGGAAGGAAAGAUGGAAGAAGAUCAAAGAUAGAAGACACAAGAAACCUCCCUUCCCCUUUCUUCAAUAGCUCAGAGCUCAUUAGCAUUUUCUCUCGGCAUGGAUUUAGUGUUCAGGACAUGGUUUCUCUGUCAGGUGCACAUACACUGGGUGUAGCGCGAUGCUCUUCAUUCAAGAAUCGUUUACAAAAAUUCGAUUCUUCUCAUGAAGUAGAUCCUACUCUUGAUUCAACUUUUGCAAGUACGUUGUCAAAAACUUGUACCGCAGGUGAUAAUGCAGAGGUACCUUUUGACCAAACAAGAAACUCUUUCGACAACUCUUAUUUCAAUGGGCUAAGAAGGUCAGCUGGUGUUUUAAGCUCCGACCAAACCUUGUACUCAAGUCCCCGAACAAGAGGUCUUGUAAAUGCUUAUGCCAUGAACACUGCUAGGUUUUUCUUCGAUUUCCAGCAAGCCAUGUUGAAGAUGGGGCUUAUUGAUGUCAAAGAAGGUAACCAAGGAGAAGUGCGUCAGAAUUGUCGAGUGAUUAACUAAUGAUGAUGCGUAGAAGAUUGUUUUACCAAGCAAGAGAAUGAAAUGCAAUGUUUUCGAUCACGAGCUUAUUUAUAAUCUCUCUAUUGCUUGUGCAUCGGAUGCAAAAUAUAUGUUUUUGAGAAAAUUCUACCAUAGUGAUGAAGAAUAAGUAAUCAUUACUCAUGAAAGAACCAUUGUUUGUCAUGUUAUGACUUCAAAUAAGAAAAGAUACGACUAACAAUGUGAUUUUAGCGGGUUUAUCAAGAGUUAGUAUACCGUAAACUAUGAAAAUGAGGCAGUUUUUUUAUU